AUGUCCAAAGAUACCCCCCAGCUCGUCAACCAGGGGCUCAACGCCCUCUCCCAGGUGAUAGAAAACGAUACCUACCUGCUGAUCGUCGACCUCAACUUACUUGAAAAUCUCAACACCAACCAGAGUCUCAAUUACAUCAAGCUUGAGAACAACUUGCUCCAGCUCCAGGAGCGAGGGCAGGCGUUGGAGGCAUUGAAUGGUCAGUUAAACCACUAUGAAGGGAUGUUGAGUCAGAUUGAAACCUCGGUAGCCCUGAUGGAGACGGUGAUUGCCGAGUUGGACACCCUCACCGCCGAGCUUAAAAAGGGUCCUUCCCCAGCGGGAUCCACCUAA
Diutina rugosa is the source of this 333-nucleotide messenger RNA. RefSeq lists its product as uncharacterized. The record is from RefSeq and is a predicted model, not a curated record. Lineage: Eukaryota; Fungi; Ascomycota; Pichiomycetes; Serinales; Debaryomycetaceae. The coding region runs from base 1 to 333 and encodes 110 amino acids. The transcript has a single exon.